Messenger RNA from Prorocentrum cordatum, 480 nucleotides. Lineage: Eukaryota; Dinophyceae; Prorocentrales; Prorocentraceae. The record is from the annotation of a GenBank genome assembly.
AUGGCCAGCUACAGCACGGGCAUGAUUCUGACUGUGGACGGGGGCGUCACCCUCGCGCGGCCUGGGCCGGUCGACCCCGCGCCCCCCUCGCUGCGCCCGCCGCCGACGCUGGGAGGAGUUGCUGGAGCCCGCGUUCCGGCGCCGGCACCGUCAGUCCAGCCAGAGACGCCUGACGGGGCGCGCCAGUGGGGGCAGCCGCGUUUCCGGGCCAAGCGCGUCUUGGUGACGGGGGGCGACUCUGGCAUCGGCUUGGCCGCCGUGCAGGCCUUCUACCUGGAGUGCGCGCAGGUGCUCAUGGUGGGCCACAGCGAGAGCAAGACGAGGGCCGCGCACGCCGAGGUGAGCGCGCUCGGCACGCCUGCGGCGUGCGCCGGCAGUGCGCCGUCGGUCGCCUGGGCGGCCGCCGACAUCUCGAACGAGUCCCAGGUCACCUCGGUAAUGAAGCGGAUGCUGAGUUCGGCGGGCUGGACAUCGCGGUGA